Helobdella robusta is the source of this 1097-nucleotide messenger RNA. RefSeq lists its product as hypothetical. Gene Ontology annotation, molecular function: RNA methyltransferase activity; snRNA binding; O-methyltransferase activity. The transcript is spliced from 6 exons. NCBI's taxonomy places the organism in Eukaryota, Metazoa, Annelida, Clitellata, Rhynchobdellida, Glossiphoniidae. Bases 15 to 884 code for a protein of 289 amino acids. Gene Ontology annotation, biological process: snRNA modification. The record is from RefSeq and is a predicted model, not a curated record.
AAAAUAACUGUGCGAUGUUCGGUUUGAAGCGUAAACCGCCGUAUUAUCGUUCAGUUAGGGAAGUGGCCGAUAAUGAUAAAAAGCCUAAAAAUGAUACAACAAAUUCACCAAAAAAGUUUAUUUAUGGUAAUUACAACAGGUAUUAUGGUUAUCGUAAUCCUUCGAGAGAACCUGACGGAAGGCUGUCCCUAAUGAAGAAGGAAUGGUUUGAGGGGAAAAAUAUUCUGGACGUCGGUUGCAAUGUCGGCCAAGUUACACUAGCCAUUGCGACUAAUUUUUUACCUAAAACAAUUGUCGGAAUGGAUAUUGACCGCGAGUUGAUUCUCGUCGCUAAGAAAAAUAUCCGGCACUGUUUGAUAGACAAUUCAGAUGGUGAUCUGGGUGCCGGCGAGAGUGCAUGUGAUGGUGGCGGGAAAACAGAAAAUGGCGUCGACGAAUCAAAAAAUUCUUCAGCUUCAAAUGACAUCAAGAGAGUUCAUUUGUUGAAAUCUGUAUUUUUUAUUCACGGGAAUUACGUUCCAGAAGAUGAUGGAGGUGUUGAUCUCGUAAUUGAGGAAUAUGAUGUCAUACUUGCUUUGAGCAUCACUAAAUGGAUCCAUUUCAACUUUGGUGAUGACGGGCUGAAAAGAUCUUUCAAAAAGAUGUAUAAACAACUAAGGGUAUCGGGUCUUCUGGUGUUAGAGGCUCAGGAGUGGUCAUCUUAUAAGAAGAAAAAGAAGUUGUCUGAUACAAUAUAUCAAAACUAUUUGUCCAUCCAGUUCAAACCAGACCAAUUCCUGGAUUAUUUAACGAAUAACAUUGGCUUCCAACUGAUAGACACACUUCUUCCAAAACAUGUACAAUCAAAAGGUUUCCAAAGACCCAUAUGGAUAAUGCAGAAAUGAUCAUUUCCUUACUAUCAGUCAGUCAGCUGCCAGUUUCUGUGAUACUUUUUUGUUUCUAUGACAAAUUUUUUCAAACUGUUCAUUCAAUUCACGUGAAGUCUUAUGGAUUGUUGCACAAAUUAAUGUUAUUUUUUUCUCUUCUGAGUUUUAUUUUGCGCUAAUAUAACAAUGAGAAAAAAGACAAAAUCAUUCAAAAUGUCAACUUUUUUCAAU